AUGUCCGAUAUACGAAAACGACGUUCCAGUUUUUUCCCAAAACCUGUUGAAGAGAAUCAUGAAAAACAAUUGGAGUUGUUUAAGAACAUGAAUUGGGUAAAUGAAGAAAAAGAAAACAUAGUUUCUAAUUCAAUGAUAUUUGGCGGUCAAGGAAAACAAACAUUACAAGAAUAUACUGAAAAAUUGAGAAGUCGUAAACAAGAAUAUCCAAAAUUGGUAUCUAUUAAACAAGAAGAACAAAUUCAUUUAAAAGAGAAAUUACGUAAAAGCAAAGUCGAAAUAAAUUGGGAAACUGCUUGUGAUGGAUUAACAGACUUUGAACGAGAUUUUGCUUUUAAUAGACCUAAUUAUAAGUGUUUAGUCGAAAAAAUCCAUUUACUCACAUUACAUACGUCCUUAGUUAAAAGAUCCAAUUAUGAACUAAAUUUUAUUUUAAAUGCAUAUAAUAGGCGGGCUAAUGAAGAAAUAAAUAAAUUACAAGAAUUGUUUAUUGAUAAAAUUGUAGAAGACAGUGGUGUUGGUACUUCAUACUGCAGUAGUGAUACAAAUUCAUCAACUACCGAUUCGUCUGAAGAUGAAAGUUUAAAAUCUAAUUAA
This is a messenger RNA of Macrosiphum euphorbiae (potato aphid), 597 nucleotides long. The record is from the annotation of a GenBank genome assembly. Lineage: Eukaryota; Metazoa; Arthropoda; Insecta; Hemiptera; Aphididae.